AUGUUGGCAGGUAAAUUUUCCAGACAACCAGGUGUACAUGAAGUAGCUAUUAAAAGCAUCGAGAGUUCUCCCUAUAAUGUAUCUGAUGAAAUUAAAACUUCAGAAAUUUUUAGAGAGGCUGCUAAUGGAUUAAAAACAAUACAUUCUGCUGGUCUUAUUCAUCGAGAUUUUCAUACUGGAAAUAUUUUAGUCGAACUGCCUUUUCCCAAAGAAGCUCACGAUGAUUUCUAUUUGUCGGUAGCCAUUUGUAAUGGAGAACGCCCACAAACUGCUAAAAAUGUCACCAUACCUGAAUGCUAUAACGAAUUAAUGGAACAAUGUUGGAAUAAUAUUCCAUCAAAUAGACCAAGUGUUAAUGAAUUAUAUGAAGUUUUAAGAGGAUGGCGCUUUGCUGGAAUAAGUGCCAAUCAAUUUGAGGAUGCAAAUAAGAAUUAUAAGGACAUUAAAAUUAUUGAUCAACCUAAACAACAACCGCCAAAUA
Messenger RNA from Racocetra fulgida, 481 nucleotides. Lineage: Eukaryota; Fungi; Glomeromycota; Glomeromycetes; Diversisporales; Gigasporaceae. The record is from the annotation of a GenBank genome assembly.